This is a messenger RNA of Cannabis sativa, 1809 nucleotides long. RefSeq lists its product as uncharacterized. The transcript has a single exon. The coding region runs from base 1 to 1809 and encodes 602 amino acids. The record is from RefSeq and is a predicted model, not a curated record. NCBI's taxonomy places the organism in Eukaryota, Viridiplantae, Streptophyta, Magnoliopsida, Rosales, Cannabaceae.
AUGGCAUCAGAACAUAAGGAUUGUGAUGGAAGAAUUCGAUGUCCUUGUGUGAGAUGUAUAAAUAGUAGGUUUGAAAAAAUAGAUAGGGUUAGAGCACACGUAUUUGAUCGAGGUUUCAUGGAAGGAUAUGAGAAGUGGAUUUAUCACGGCGAGCCUGAGGAUGUUGUCGAUGAUGUAGCAGUUGUCGAUGUUGAAUUAGAGGAUGAAAUGAUUCCUAUUCUAGAAGACUUCUUUCCCCCAACAACAGAGGAUGUACAAGGAGAAGAUGAACAACCAACCACAAACCCUCAUUUUGAUGACUUAUUUGAGGAAAUUGAAGCUGAAUUGUAUCCCGGUUGUGAUUGGAUUUCGUCUCUCAACUUUUUAGCAAAGCUAUUGCAUUUAAAAGUUAGAGGAAAAAUUCCUAAUAACAUCUUUGAAGAAUUGUUGAAGCUUUUAAAGUUUGCAUUUCCGAAGGAAAAUAAUAUUCCAGCAACUUACUACGAGGCAAAAAAGAGAUUGAAGAAAUUAGGCUUGGGUUAUGACUCUAUCCAUGUCUAUUUGUAUAAUUGUUGCCUAUUUUAUAAGGAGAAUGCAUCCAAGGAGGCUUGUCCAGUUUGCGGAACUAGUCGUUGGGUUACUUCCGAGAACGGCAAAGCAAAAAAAGUUCCUUGCAAAGUCAUGCGAUACUUUCCGUUGACACAUCGACUUAAAAGAUUAUAUAGUUCGAGGAUUACAGCGAAGAGCAUGAUAUGGCAUCAUACUGGAAAAUCAAAAGAUGAUGUGGUGUUGCGACACCCGGUCGAUGGUUUAGCUUGGAAAGACUUUGAUGUAAAACAUCCCGAGUUUGCAAGGGACCCAAGAAAUGUUCGACUUGGGUUAGCUGCUGAUGGAUUUAAUCCAUUUGGCAACAUGAGUCUUCCAUACAGCAUGUGGCCAGUGGUGUUGGCUAACUAUAAUCUACCACCUUGGUUAUGUAUCAAAGAUAACUAUUUUUUGCUAUCUACACUAAUUCCUGGUGCAAAAUCUCCUGGCAAAGACAUGGAUAUAUUUUUAAGACCUUUGGUGGAUGAAUUAAAGGAGUUGUGGAAUAAUGGGGUACCAACGAGAGAUAGUUCGACCAACUCGAUGUUCACCAUGCGUGCUGCACUUUUGUGGACAGUGAAUGAUUUUCCUGCUCGUAGUAGCUUGUCUAGGUGGAGUGGUCAAGGUUAUAAAGCUUGCCCUACUUGUAAUGAAGACACGACGUCCAUUCGAGUGAUCGGGAAGACAUCAUAUGUUGGUCAUAGAAGGUUCUUGCCAAGUAACCAUGCAAUGAGAAGGGAUACUCGAUUUGAUGGUAAAGUUGAAAGAAGACCUCCUCCAAGACGAUUUACUUGUGAAGAGAUAUUAUCACAAGUUAAUAAUCUCGAACCCCAAAUUCUCGGACAUCAUGAAAAUUUUGGGGGAGUGAAACGUAGAAGAGUUGCAGAAACUUGUAAUUGGAGGAAAAAAAGUAUUUUCUACGAGUUGGAGUAUUGGAGCACGAAUAUUUUAAAACACAACAUUGAUGUCAUGCAUGUUGAGAAGAAUGUGUGUGAUAGUCUCCUAGGAACCAUCUUGGAUAAUGAUAAAUCAAAGGACACAACCAAUGUGCGACAUGAUUUAAAGAAGAUGGGUAUUAGGGAAUCGUUGUGGAUUUAUGAAGAUGGGAAUGGCAGGCUAAUGAAACCGCAUGCUCCUUAUGUUUUGACUCGUGAGAAAAGACAACUUUUUUGUCAGUUUGUUAAAGGAAUAAAGUUUCCCGAUGGCUUCUGUUCAAAUUUAAAGAGCAAAUUUUUCUCCAGAUGA